GAGGUAUCCUCGGAAGUGGAUGGUAUUAGUUCCGGUUCUCAGUCGGGUCAAACUGCAUCAUCAAUAUCUGCACCGUGUCAAGCGCGUUUUGAUCUAAAUGGUUUUGUGGUCCCACCGGAAGCUGUUUUAGACGUUCAUUUGGGCUUACAUCAUCACGGAGAAGAACCAGAGAGAGCUGGUUACACUGUGGGAGAACUAUUCCAUUUGGCACGAUCCAGCGUACCUGCACAAAGACGUCUAGCUUUGUCUGGCCUGGCUGCAUCCCUUGUCCAGUCCAGGCGCGGUCGUCAUGUACCACAUUUGGCUCCGUCGUAUGCGCCCAGCCUCAUUCAUGGUCUCUUAGCUGCUCCCGAAUUUUCCAAUCAGUCUGAUGCAAACAAUGGUACCAAUGAUGUUAGCGGUGGUGGCGGUAGCGGAGGAGGUAUUGCAUUUUUACUUCGAUGGUGUUUAGACGAGGCUGUCAGUGCUUUGACAAGUGUUAGCACUGCGGCCGCUGGAGUAAGUGACACCGGUUCCGCUGCGGGAAUAUCACUGGGACUGCUGGUUGAGUGUGUGCGCGGCUUUGCGUGUCUACUAUCUGAUACCCUCGGCGAGACUUAUCUGGCUAGAGCAUUAGCUUGGUCUUCGAGCUGGCUUUCACCUCCGUUCCUAGCUACACGUGCUCACUUUUCCAAGCGUCGUCAAACGCUUCCCGGUGUUACAAUGAGGAAACUGGACCCCGAAUCGGAGGAAGAUGUGGAUCAUUCAAAAGCCAUGUGCCGGGAUCCAGUUCGCUUUUUGUUCACCGAGAGUCAGUUAACUCGACGUCUGGCAUGGGUUCUGGCAGACGGUCGCGGAAGACCACGCGCUAGGUUGUCUGCAGAUGCUGUGGGAUUAUGGCUUCCGGCUAUGUUGAUACGCGGUGUGCGUCAUUCCGCCGAGUUAGCUUACAAAAUAUUUUCCACACCAGAAUUGUUCAUCACAUUACGUGAUAACUUUCUCCCGGAACUGGAGACUCACAUGAAUCACGGUGCAUCGUUGUCGAGACCUAUCAGCCUGUCGGAAGCUUACAAUCUACCACUUCCUUCCGUGCUACAACUCUUUCGAAUAACAAUGAUGUCCAGUCCAAGCAUUCGAUUGACAAUGGUGAACGAUUUGCGCAUUGUCGAACGUUGUUUGUCCUACGUGUCCUGUACGGACUGCGCGCGACUCCGUUCGACUACGACUGUGGAAUCACUUAUCACUCAUGUGCCUGAACAACUCCCAACGUCACGUGGAUCUGCUUUGGUAGCGUCUGGAAUGCAUUGUUACCACGUUUAUCGGGCCCUCUGCGAAUCUGACUUGGAAGACGCGAUUGCCCAGGCAUCCUUGGUGGUACCACUUCUCACCAGUUGGCUCUCGUUCCUGGUCGUGUCAUUUGAACAGCUAAUGAAUCAACAGACAUUGUGCGCAUCAUGGAAACCGAAUCCCACUGUGCUCGGCCCGUGGAUCGAUCAAAUUGGUUCUGUUUGCACCGAACUUUUGCGAUACGCUCGCAGUGUACUUCAAGGAAGAGGUGAAAUGCCAACGUUGGACGACUUAGAACCUUUGUUGCGUCGUAAUAUAUUGAGUUUGGAUCUACUGGCUAUCACAAUGACAAGUACCGUGAGACUGAUCGCAUUACAGCAUCAGCUCGAUGUGUCCAUGAAAUUGCCUCUUCAAGAACGUCUCAUCACACUGUGGAACGAACAUCUGUACCCGUUGUUCGAAUUACGACUCUGGCCUCUUCUUCUCGAACGAUUUCAAUGUAACGAGAGUGUUCUAACGGGGUCACCGGCAACCCUAGCUGAUGUGGACAUCAUCACCAUACCCGUGUGGGAGAUACAUUCGAGCGAGAAAGAUCAAUCUGCUGCUGCGAAUCCCGUCGACUGGGAUCUGUUACCUUCCACAAGCCCUAUCGAUCUGUCUUUACUCGAACCAGUCACUUUAGCCUCUAACAAUAUGCCCGAUCUGGGAACGGCUGUCUGCUUCCGCUAUCGGGUCUCCGAACGUAAUCUGGGCGCUUUCUGGUGGCCCAAAAUUGGAAUUGGUGAAACGAAUAUCACCGCUUCGGCGGAAUCUUCAAGAUCUUUGGAUGAGUGUGAUCCACUAGCGAUUGAUCUUUCCCUGGCAACUUCAAGGAUCCAGCCAAUCAUGGCUGCUCUAAUCAUCUCCGAUCGUGCAUUGGAUAAAAAGCUUAGCUACAAGACCACUCCUUCCAUGGUUGCGGGCAACUGA
Molecule: messenger RNA, 2235 nt
Organism: Echinostoma caproni
Lineage: Eukaryota; Metazoa; Platyhelminthes; Trematoda; Plagiorchiida; Echinostomatidae
Source: the annotation of a GenBank genome assembly